Pseudoliparis swirei is the source of this 2452-nucleotide messenger RNA. RefSeq names its product ADP-ribosylation factor-like 10 (gene arl10). The record is from RefSeq and is a predicted model, not a curated record. The transcript is spliced from 4 exons. Gene Ontology annotation, molecular function: GTP binding; GTPase activity. Lineage: Eukaryota; Metazoa; Chordata; Actinopteri; Perciformes; Liparidae. Bases 71 to 742 code for a protein of 223 amino acids.
CCCCCCCGCCCCCCCCGUUCCGCUUCCAGGUACCUCCAGGCUCCAGCCCGCCGAUCGGUGCGCUCCACACAUGGUUCUCCUCCGGCACAUCUCCAUCGCCCUGACCGCCGCCGUGGCCGCCCUGGGCUCCGCUCUCUUCAUCGCCUUGAACUUCUUCUACAAGAGGCGGAUAUGGUCUCCGCAGGCGGAAUACUGCACGAUCAAAGAGGAGGAGGAGGAGCGCGGCAAGCGCAAGGUCCUGGUCCUCGGUCUGGACGGCGCCGGGAAGAGCAGCAUGUUGCAGGGUCUGACUCCCGGGGAGUCGGCGGCUAAGAGGCGCCGCUGCCGGCCCACCCGCGGCUUCAACUUCAUGAGCCUCAACGCCCCCGCCUGUCAGCUGGACUUCCUGGAGAUCGGCGGCGGGGAGGACCUGCGGCGGUACUGGUCGGACUACCUGAGGAAGACUCACGUUCUGGUGUACGUGGUGGACUCCUCUGACAGGAGCCGCCUCCCACUGGCGAAGGCCGAACUGCACCGCCUGCUGAGGGUGCAGCCACAGCUGCCCGUGGUCGUCCUGGGAAACAAGCAGGAUAAGCCCGACGCUGUGAGCGUGUCGGAGCUGCAUGAAGCCUUGUCUCUGGACUCCGUGACCGAGGACAGGAAGCUGUUCCUCUUGGCCGCCCAGCUGGGCUCUGAUGAGACAGAGAAGAACUCCUGCCGGGGCCUGGACACCUUCCAGGACCUGCUGCUCCAGCUCGUCUGACCUCACCCCCCCCCACACACACUCCCAGAGCAGAAAUGUAGGAUGAUGGAGGGAUGGAAACAAAGCGAUGGCGUAAAGCAAUCUCCCUGGUCCUCUCCCUCCUCAUCGUUAACGCUCUGGCGUAUUUGAAGGCAGAAGAGGAAGAUGACGAAGGCGGCGGGGAGUGUGGCAGAGAAAUCCCUGAAGAAGAUGCCGAGAAGGAGCGCAAAAAGCCUUCGCGUUGCCUCCUCGUCUUCCUCCUCGUCUUCCUUCCUCGCCCCUUUUCCAAUCACGUCGGUUUGUUUUUAGAAAAUCCUUCAGCUCAUCUCGUCGGACAGCUUUCCUCCGACUCGUCUUACUCACCGGAGAAGAGGAGGACAGAAGGAGGAAGGUUUGACUCGCUGACUCCUUCAAGUGGGCUAUUCUGAUAUCCAAGUGGAUUUUAAUGAGGGGAUUUAAAGGGACCUGUGUUAUUUUUCUCGUCAAAAUGAUUGCCAGGUUGCGGGAGAAAGUUUCUUCUCUUUUCCACGACUCUCCUCACGAGUAAGUAUUGUAAGCUCCUCCCCUUUUAAAGCGAUUCCUAUUCGGUUUGCCCGUUUUGUCCCAACAAAAACGUCACAAAUUACAGUUGCAUUUCUCACAUAUCAGCCAAAUAGGCAGAACUAUGUACACCUAAUAAUCGCAUAGCAUUCGUGGAUGGAAACAAGCACACAUUUGCUUUUUGCUUUUAACAAUUUUCUCAACAUUUGUAAUACAUUUGGUUGGAAUCUUGGCUUCAAACAUGAACUCGUAUGCAGUGAAACACAUAUCCUUGAAUGUAUGACGAAGUGAAGUGCUGUAUUUGAGUGAAAUCUACCUGUAAACAUCAACUGGAAUUAGCUAGAAUCUGAUUUUUAACGAGUUGUAUUCCUUUUGAUGUUCUGUAAUUCUGCAGUAAUGUUGUUUUCACAGUUCAGUGGUUGUACAUUGUCAUUCUUGUUUUAUGUGUCGUGUAAAUUGGAAUUGUCAGGUAGUGAUUUAUGCACGUUAUGUUUUGCUAUUCUCUUUUAAACGUUAUUAAUGUGCCGGCUGCAGUUUCUUACAGAAAGUGUUAUUUAAAAUUUUUUUUUUAAUGGUUUAUUUAAUAAGGUACAUUGCACAUUGAUAAAAACAUUGCAGUAAAUGUGCCAGUUAGCCAAGAGGCUAUUUUUCAUCUGUAGUCCCAGUUAAUUUGGGUUAUUCAAGACUUAAAUGGAAACUCCACCGAUUUUACAUAUCAAAGUGUUUUUUCAUCUUGCUGGGGAAAUAUUACUGAGUAUAUGAGUACAAAGAACCCAGUAAGUCUGAUACAUGUCAUCAAGUGAUGUCACUUGAGUCAGCGUCAGUUGGGCCUAAAAUAUCUUUUGGAGAUGAGUUAGAAAGAAGCGAGUUCAUCUCUCGACCCUCGAUGCUACGUGUGCCGCGACUAGCGCCUCCGCAACGGAAUCUCCGAGUUGCAUUGUGGGUAAUGUAGGCGUCAGGAAGAAAAAUGCAUGUAAUUCAAAAAAUCGUGCCUCGAUGCUUUUUUUCGUGAGUGCAACAAUGUUUUAGGAGUUAGAUUCGACGUCAGUCUGUAAUGAAGUAGUGUAGAUUUUUUAAAAAGAAUCGUAAUCUCGUUAAGAUUCAAAUCUAUUUUGCAUGGAAUGCCGGAUGGGGGUACAACUGGACAUAUAUGGAGAGAAGACAUGUCAAUAAACAUAGUUACGUACUCAA